AAACAAUCAGUUAUUUUUUGUUAAUUAAUUGACCUUCAGUUAUAAUCUUUAUAUUAUACAUAUUGCCAUACUAUAGUGAGGUAAGAGUUUUAGAAUAUAGAAAACAAGCAUUAGAUAAGUAUUCAUUUAUUUAAAAUGGUGUUUCAAUUAGAGGGAAAAGUAGCCUUAAUUACUGGUGGUGCAUCAGGUUUAGGACUAUCACAUGCCAAAGAAUUGUUGAGGAAUGGAUUAAAGGGUGUUGCUCUAGCAGACAUCGACGAAACUGCAGCUGAAUCAGCUUUGCAACAAAUAAAUAAUGAAUUUGGACCAGGCAAAGCUUCCUUCGUUAAAACAGACGUUACUUCUAAUGAGAGUUUCGAAGCUGCAUUUAAAAAAACGAUCGAUUAUUUCAAACAUGUCGAUAUUCUUAUUAAUAAUGCUGGUAUGGUCAAUGAUAAAUUGUGGGAGAAAGAAGUAGAUAUUAACUUGAAAGGCACUAUUCAGGGAAUAUUUCUUGGAAUGGAGAUUUAUUUGAGGAAUUACAAAAGCGGGGAGGAAGCAGUGAUUCUGAACACUUCGUCAAUAGCAGGAUUAAGAGGCAAUCCCGCUAUUCCAGUUUAUAGUGCCACUAAAUAUGCUAUCAUGGGUAUGACUGGCAGCUUUGGUGCACCAUACCAUUACGAAAGGACCAAAGUUCGAAUAAUUACAGUUUGUCCUGGAUUGACAGUCCAAACUGAUGUUUUCAACCGAGGAGAAUAUACUUUUUCUCCAGAGUAUAUGGGAGCUUGGGUCUCUCCGUUAGAAGAACUUUACGCCAAUAAGGAUUACAUUCAAACGCCCGAACAUCUAUCAAAAGAAGUGGUAAGGAUGAUUAAAUUCGCUGAGAAUGGAAGUGUUUACGUAGUUGAACAAGGCUUGCCUUCCUUUAAAUAUUGUAUGGCUUUGAAGGAAACUAUGAGGAAUAAGUUGUUAAUAGAAACUUAAAUUUGA
Messenger RNA from Psylliodes chrysocephalus, 969 nucleotides. The record is from the annotation of a GenBank genome assembly. Lineage: Eukaryota; Metazoa; Arthropoda; Insecta; Coleoptera; Chrysomelidae.